UCGAUGUUGGUCUCAGCGCCUAGGCUGAAAUCAGCAGAUUGGCUCAUGAAAACUUAUGUAUUGAGACAAAGGAAAGGAUCUAGCAGGAAGCAACAUCUCUUAUCCUGGGCUUGGCAGCAAGGAAGAGGAUGAGGAGUGGAGAUCCUGCAAUCUGAAAAGCAGACUGAAAGGUGACAAAGAAGCUGAAGAUGGGAGGUGGAGAGAGGUAUAACACUCCAGCCCCUCAAUCUAGAAAUGUUAGUAAGAACCAACAAGAACACAACAGACAGAAGACCAAGGAUCAUAAUUCCCAGAUGAAGAUCGUCCAUAAGAAAAAAGAAAGAGGACUCGGGUACGCUCCGUCGGCAGCUGCAUGGCAGGCCAUGCAGAAUGGGGGAAAGAACAGGAGCCUUUCUAACAACCCGAAUUGGAACGCUAGCUUAUCAAGACCGAGCUUGCUUUUUAAGUCUCAAGUUAACCAGAACUAUGCUGGAGCCAAAUUUAGUGAACCACCAUCACCAAGUAUUCUUCCCAAGCCACCAAGCCACUGGGUUCCUGUUUUGUUGAACCCUUCAGAUAAGGAAAUAAUGACAUUUCAACUUAAAACCCUACUUAAAGUACAGGUUUAA
This is a messenger RNA of Peromyscus eremicus (cactus mouse), 608 nucleotides long. RefSeq names its product proline-rich nuclear receptor coactivator 2-like. The transcript has a single exon. Lineage: Eukaryota; Metazoa; Chordata; Mammalia; Rodentia; Cricetidae. The record is from RefSeq and is a predicted model, not a curated record. The coding region runs from base 189 to 608 and encodes 139 amino acids. Gene Ontology annotation, cellular component: P-body; nucleus. Gene Ontology annotation, biological process: nuclear-transcribed mRNA catabolic process, nonsense-mediated decay.